CCAGGCUUGCCGCUUGGCCCGAAGGUGCUGGGGGAGGGGAGCGCCGGGCUGACCGUUUCGGGGGGGAAAAAGCAAAAGGCGGGUGCAAGGCUGCCUCCCGAGGCUCUCCUUGCUUGCAAUUCCUCCCGCUUUGCUGAGUUCGGAGUCUCUACCUCCAGCACAGGAUGUGGUGCCACAGGUUGUCCCACCUUCAAAGCAGUCUCCAGGACCUACUGAGGGGAAGAGUCAUAUGUUGGGCACUUCAACAGCCCAGCUUCAAUAGCUUAUUUCCAUUAGCCGUCCAUUGGCACCAUACAGCCUCCAAGUAUCCGAACUGUGCUUGGCAGCAACAUGAAGAUCAUUUUGAACUGCAGUAUGCUAACACUGUGAUGCGCUUUGAUUAUGUCUGGCUUCGAGACCACUGCCGCUCAGCAUCUUGCUACAACUCUAAGACUCACCAGCGGAGCCUGGACACUGCCAGUGUGGAUUUAUGUAUCAAGCCAAAGACCGUUCGUCUGGAUGAGACCACACUCUUUUUCACUUGGCCAGAUGGUCAUGUGACUAGAUAUGAUUUGGAUUGGCUGGUGCAAAACAGCUAUGAAGGGCAGAAACAAAAGGUCGUUCAACCUAGAAUCUUAUGGAAUGCUGAAAUCUACCAGCAAGCCCAAGUUCCAUCUGUAGAUUUCCAGAGCUUCCUAGAAACCAAUGAAGGACUGAAGAACUUUCUGGAAAAUUUUCUGCUCUAUGGAAUUGCAUUUGUAGAAAAUGUCCCCCCCACUCAAGAGCACACAGAGAAGUUGGCAGAAAGGAUCAGCUUGAUCAGAGAAACCAUCUAUGGGAGGAUGUGGUAUUUCACGUCAGACUUUUCCAGGGGCGACACUGCAUACACCAAGCUAGCUCUGGAUCGGCACACUGACACUACCUAUUUUCAAGAGCCCUGUGGCAUUCAAGUGUUUCACUGUCUUAAGCAUGAAGGAACAGGUGGCAGGACACUGCUAGUAGAUGGAUUCUAUGCAGCAGAACAGGUACUUCAAAAGGCGCCUGAGGAAUUUGACCUCCUCAGCAAAGUGCCAUUGAAGCAUGAAUAUAUUGAAAAUGUUGGAGAAUGUCACAACCACAUGAUUGGGGUUGGGCCAGUCUUAAAUAUCUACCCCUGGAAUAAAGAGCUCUAUUUGAUCAGGUACAACAACUAUGACCGGGCUGUCAUCAAUACCGUACCUUAUGAUGUUGUCCAUCGUUGGUAUACAGCACAUCGGACUCUAACAAUAGAGUUGAGGAGACCUGAGAAUGAGUUUUGGGUCAAACUAAAGCCUGGCAGGGUCCUAUUUAUAGACAAUUGGCGUGUCCUACAUGGCAGGGAAUCCUUCACUGGCUACCGCCAACUCUGUGGCUGCUAUUUAACAAGGGAUGACGUAUUAAACACUGCUCGUCUCUUGGGGCUUCAGGCUUAAAAUUGACAGCAUUGGGAUUAUGAACACACCUGGCACCCUGGCUACCAGAAUUUCAUAUCAGCAGAAUAAUGUGGCAAAACAUACUUAAAAUUACCUCCUUACCCCAUCACACAAAGCAGAAGCCACCCCUUUAUCUAGUAGGAGAAACCUGUUGGAAAGAGGCCUGUAGUAUGAUAGCUCUCUUCUCCAAGUUAUAACAUGGGCUCAUUUGUUUUUCAGAACUUUUGGUAUAAUCUUGGCCAGUCUACUUCAGAAAUAUAAUCUCCACAUUGAUAGGGAAACAAUAUUCACUAAGUAAAAAUUUCUUGCAACUAGAUCAGUUAAAAAGAAAUGCAUUCCAAGAUUCACAAAAUUUUUGGCCUUAGGACACCUUAACACUCUUAAAAGUUAUUGAGGACUCCAAAGAGUUCUUGAGUGCAGGUUAUAUCUAUUGAUACCUAAUUGUAUUCAGUAUUAAGACUGAGAAAUGUUUAAAAUUCAAGAACACAAAAGCGCGCAUCCUUCAGCUAUCAGAGAGAUGACAUCACAUGUCAUGUAGCCUCUGGAAAAGUCUUCUGUAGAUUCAUGAGAUAAUGAGAGUAAAAAAGGCAAGUGUCAUCUUAGUGUUAUUAUAAAAAAUAGUUUUUAACCCACAGACCCAAUAAAAGGGUAUCAGGGACCCCUCCAGUUGUCUUCAGACCACACUUUGAGAACCAAUGGGCUAGAGGAUACCUUGGGACAGUCUUUUACAUAGGCCUGUGGAUUAAAGACUUUAGCUGAAACCCUAGAUUUUUCUCUACAGUCUCCUAGAACUACAGAUAUUGUAGGAACUGUUUGAUAACACAAGCUCAGUGAUAAGGUGGGAACUGAACACAUAGUGUUUUAUCUUGUGAGAAGGGUUAUCUCCACCCAAGUCAUGUCUCAAGGAACUAAACUAGGAAGUCACAAUAGCUCCUAUGGAACAAACCCAUCAGUUCGGUAGCUCUGUGAGGCAUUAAUUGCAGAAAGUUUUUAGAGACUUCUGAGGUUCCAUAUGACAGUUCAUACAUACACACACACACACACACAUGCACACACACACACAGACACCCCAUGAGAGAGUGCAGAGGGUUAGCCUGUAAGGUUGUUGAGGGAACUCAUCAUGAUAGAUGAUGUGCCUCCAAAGAACUGGAGAUUACUAUCCAAACUUACAGUUUGGCUUUUGAUGAAAUUUGGGAUGCAAUCUGUUUUCCUCCAUUUCUGCUGAUCUUUUUUUUGGUUUUUUUCCUCUCUUAAAAUAUUAUACAUGUUAAUUGCCAAGAUUGACUGCGUUAAAUAUAAUACCAUGUUUCUUUUAUUUUUUAAUGGCUUCCUUUAUAUAUGGAGAGAGAGAGAAGAGAGAGAGAUCGAGAUGAUAGAUAUGAGGCUUAUUUUCCCCUGGCUGUCAUAGAAAGUGAAGCUGUACAAUAACCACAUUGACCACUGUGGAAUGAUGAAAGAGGAUCCAGGAUAGGAUGUGCACAAGAGUGGAAAAAAAGCAUUACUAGUGAGGAUAGGAGUCACAAAGCAAAGAAAACUCAGUACUCUGACAGAGAAUGAAGCCUAAUAUGACGUUUUUAAGGAGUUCCUAGUUCACAUUUAGUAGUUUAUGCAUUAUUUUAUUGACCAUCUAGUGCUCCAAAGUAUGUUCUCAGAAUAUUUCUACAUUUUAUUUGUACUAUAUAGGAAUCUUCAGGGAUCCUCCAUGAAAUUCUUUUUCCUCUUAGGUCAAAGGAUUGAUAAUUAAGUUCAGGUCUUAAAGAGUAUAUCCAUUAGCAAUCAGAAAAGCAGUAACAUUUUAAUAGGCAAUCUUUUCUCUCUACUAUUAUGUACUCCUAAAAUAUGUCACCAUUAGUCUUCAUAAGGAUGUUUACCUUUUUUGAAAUUUUGACUAAAUUAGCCUUGAAAAUUAUACUAUAACUGAGGUCAGCAUUGAUUUUAUGACAAGCAAAGGACAUAUUCAUGACCCUGGAGAGAUAAGGACACAGAUCAAUCUUCUCUCUUACUGAAAGACUCUCUCCACCUUCUGGCUCCCCUGGGACCUUGAUUCGUUAAUUAUUUCACCCUCGCUUUCCUGAAUUUUCAAUCAAUACUUUUGUACAAUGUAUUCCCUUCAGAGGAAGAAACAGGGAAGGGAAUUAUUUGAGUCCUCUUCAUGGAGCAUUAAAAACUUUCUAUGUGAGACGUUUCUUUUUUCACAUCUCUUUCUUGUGUCCUUGAGAAUGUAAGCACAGGUCUAUGUCUACCAAGCUCACUGUAAAGUCACUUUUACCUUUUGCAGUGGUGGAUAGGAUCAGUAGGGUUAGGAGCACAGCACCUAACAUAGUGUUUCAUAAUACAAAUUUGUUGGAAUAAGAGUAAAUUAAUGAAUCAUUUUCCAAACAAACUCACCAGAAAUUGCCACAUUCUCUAUAAGUAUGCCCUUUUGUGUUUGGCAGUUAACUAGCACUGAAUUUUGUUUACCUUCAUCUAGAGUGGCCAACCAUCCAAGUGUGCCCAGGAUUGAGAGGUUUCCUGGGCUGCAGAACUUACAGUUUUAAAACUGGGGAAGUCCCACAUAAACCAGGACUGCUGGACACCCUACCUUUUUGCUGCCGUCUGUGUAUUUAGUUUUCAUCACUGCUUCCCAUUUCUGUCCAACUACUUGUGAAUCAUAACUUGGGUAGUCCAUGAUGAAAAGGAAAAAAAAUGUAUGAACUAUAGUGUGUUGUGGUGGAUCCCAAAGUAGUGUCCCCAGACCAGCAGCAUCAGCAUCAUUUGAGAACUUGUUAGAAAUGAAAAAUCUCAGGACCCACCCCAGACUUCAUAAAUCAGAAGCUCUGGAGGGGGAACCCAGCAGUUUGUAUUUUAGCAAGCCCUCCAGGAGAUUCUGAUGCCUGCCAAAGUUUGAGACCCACUGAAGGAAGAGCCCUGAUGCUGACUUCUAGGCCCAGUUAUGCUACUGACUCACUAAAUGACUUGAGGCAUGUCCCUCUCCUGUUUUGAGUUACAAUGGGCUCUUCAGUUUUCUCUUCUACAGUUUAAAAUGGAAGCCUUGGACUAGGCAGCAUCUAUAGGCUCUGCCACUCUGUAAUUUUAUUUGACCUCUCAUAGCUUAAGUUUUCUCAUAUGGGCACAGUAAGGAAAAUACCUUCCUCACAGACUUUUCUAACAAAUUUGUUUACUCUUACAUAAGAUGUUUGCAGCACAUAAUGAUGACCAAUAAUAAUAGCUAACUCCUACAUAGUGCUUUCUAUGUGCUACACACUGUUCUAAGUGCUUUAAACCCCUAUAGCAACACUAUGCCCAUUUUAUAAAAGAAGAAAUAGAGACAAUAAGAAAUUAAGCAGCUGACCCGGGAGCACAUAGCUAACUAAGUGUCAGAGACUGGAUUACAACCUCGACAAUCUGGCCAUAGAAACAGUGUUUUAACUAAUAUGCCAUAUUGCUCAAUAAAUGUUAAUUCCAACCCCCUUUUCCAUACUUACAAGGUCUGGCUGCUUUAACAAAGACAAUGAUCAUCAUCCCUACUUUCACAGUCCUUCCUACAAAAUCUUAAAAGAAUCAUGAGAAUAUCUAGAUUUGUUUUGCAAAUAGUUUGCAAACGUCCACAAAAAACCCCUCACUUUCUAAAAAGUGUUUUCCACCUUCUCUAAUUUUACCUCUUCCAAAGGUGGAAACUUGAUGAUAGAAGGAAAUCAAUCUGUUCAGCAUUUUCCCUUCUUACUGCACUCUUGUAAACUACCAGUCAGUUGUUAGGGUCAAAACUAUUUUACAGGAUGUAUUCAUAUCGCUGCCUCAGGGAGCUCUUGGGCAUAUUGGAGAUCCACUCACAGAGCCAGCUGGUGGCUUAGCUCAGCUUCUAGUUGUGAGAUCCGGCUGUGUCUGUGUCCUCACCUCCUGCAGCUCACCAGAGCCAAAGACUCUGGCAGAUUUGGUAGUAGGGGUUUUUUUUUUUUUCAGAUUUACAUUCAAGGGUUGGUGGGCUUGAGGGUAGUUCCAUCCUAGUCCUUGGCUUUAAGCUGUGAGCCUGGCUUUUGUCCUCCAUCUUGCUGAGAGUGCUUUUGGACGUUUAUACCCUGCAGGAGCUUAACUUCUGGCUAACAUUGUUUGCUUCCAGUCCAGCAAGCCUGUCAUUUCAACACAGAGACAAUCAUCUCUUUUUUUUUUUUUUUUUUUGUCUUGGCCAUUCCUUUUUGAUUCUACCUUUUUGUAUUUUGUCCAUCAUUGUUGUGUGUUUGGAGCAACGGGCUAUCCAUAGCAAGAACUCACUGUAAAAUCUUGAAUGGGAAGUCAAUGGAAAUCUUUCCCGUGUGGAUUUUACUUUUCCCUGAUUCCCUAAAUUGAGUUUGCAAAAUAUGACUGCGUGAUUUCUCAAUGAUUUAGGCUUAUUGUUAUGACUGUCUGUUUUUGUGCCAGGCUAUGAAGCAGAAUAAGGUCUUAGCUUGAUUAAUGGAAUCCAAGCUUCCUUUCUGGAAAAAAAUAAUCAAGCAUUCCUUACAAUUGUGAUAAAUCAUCUUAAGCCACGUCGGUGUGUAUCAUAUGGAUUAAUAGUGGUAUUCUAAGUUAUUUUCUGUGUGGGUGCAUAGGCAUGGUAAUUUAUCCUGUGCACAAGUGAAGAUCACAAGGGUCAAUGCUAUGCAAACCUGUGAAGUCGGCAAAGGUUUUUCUCUGUUAGCCCCAUCUUUCUCCAUUGUCUACCCUUUGCCUCACUGAGGUGGCCACUUCCUCCAAUUCAGGUACUCAAUAUCCUCUCACCUUCUGCUUUCUAGCUCCCUCUCUGAUGCCUUGACUGAGGCAGCAUAGUAUCAUAGGAAGAGCAUGGACUUGGACCGACCUGGGCUUGGAUUCCAUCUCUACCUCUUACUAGCCUGGUGAAUUUCAAGAAGCCACUUUCCCUCUUUGAGCCUCUGUUGCCUCAUCUGCAAAGUGGGGCUAAUAAUUACCAUCUACCUGAUAAAGCUGUGAUGAAGAAUGAAAUGAGAUCAUGUGUAUAAAGUGUCUACCACAGUGAGCAGCACAUAAUAAAUACUCAGUAGUUGUUUA
Messenger RNA from Equus caballus (horse), 6452 nucleotides. It is a transcript of the gene TMLHE, whose product is annotated as trimethyllysine hydroxylase, epsilon. NCBI's taxonomy places the organism in Eukaryota, Metazoa, Chordata, Mammalia, Perissodactyla, Equidae. Gene Ontology annotation, molecular function: iron ion binding; trimethyllysine dioxygenase activity. The record is from RefSeq and is a predicted model, not a curated record. Gene Ontology annotation, cellular component: mitochondrion. Gene Ontology annotation, biological process: carnitine biosynthetic process.